This is a messenger RNA of Suillus discolor, 444 nucleotides long. RefSeq lists its product as uncharacterized. NCBI's taxonomy places the organism in Eukaryota, Fungi, Basidiomycota, Agaricomycetes, Boletales, Suillaceae. The record is from RefSeq and is a predicted model, not a curated record. The transcript is spliced from 3 exons. Bases 1 to 444 code for a protein of 147 amino acids.
AUGCCUUCCAUCCGCGCCCCCUUCCUUCGUGUCAUACUCAACACUCGCCUUACCGAAAACAAUGCGGCACCAACUAGUAGUGACCUGCAGUGGCAGCCUGUUAUCGGUAUCGUAGCUGGUUUCCUGUCUAUUCUCCUCGCCGUCUACCUCCUUCAUUUAUUGUUCCAGUUCCACGCUUCAGGCAUCUCCCCUCGCAUUCCCGGAUAUGUGCUCCCUUCAGGCACUCGUCGUGUUUCGCAUUCCGUCACUGAAAGCGAGAGGUCAGGCUCGUGGCCCGACCUUUCAAGUCCAGCACCUCCCCCCUACACAGCAAGAUCGAUCGCAGCUCCCCUCUACACAAUUACAGUGCCACCUCGGUCGCUGCAAGGUGGACCAGUCCGCUAUCUGCGGAAUUACCGCCCUCCGCUGCGCCACCAUGUAGAUGAACCAAUUUCAAGAGGUUGA